AUGUCAUCCGCUUCCGUAGAUACCAAGUCCGUGGCAGGGUCGAGCCAAUCGAUCGAGAAGCGCAAGGUGGAUCCCAAUGUGCUCGCAGCCAUCCAGCGUGCGACGCCGCCCAAGAUCAAGCAUUUGCGACCCAUGCUGCGUCUCAUCCUGUUCCAGCUCUACUUCUUCCCGACGUCGUUCAUCGCCAUUCCGCUGUACAUGCUUCGAUGCAUCAUCCCGUACUUCCGUCUCAACAAGAACUGGAGCUUCAUCUCGGCCGUGUACAUCCUCGUCGUACGCCGUGUGAUGCGUAAUCUCAUCCGCUUCGGCGUCCAACCCAUUGUGCCACGCAAGGGAGGUCUUCGAGACCGCAAUACCCUCGUCGCUACCAUCGUCGGCUGCCUCAACCUCUCGGGACCUGGCGGCUCGGUGGUGCUCGCUAAGGAGAACGUCAAGGCGCUCAAGCUCAACGCUACGCACGGCCGACCCGACAAGGUGUGGAUCCCACCUGCGGGACCCGAGUACCUCGACGGCAUCCUCGCCGUCAAGACGGGUCCCAGCGACCGACGCCGAAUUGUCACGGACGACUACACGGGUCCACCCUUGCUGGAAGCAAAGUGGCUCAAGUGGAGCGUUCGUGCGCUUUGGUUCACACACAAGCCCCAUGUGGUGCCGUCACAGCUUGGCGCGAAGAACAAGCCCAACCGACCCGUGAUCUGCUACUUCCACGGAGGUGCUGGUGUCACAUUCAACGCCGGUGAUCUGCACAUGGGUCAGAACCUGGCCAAAAACUUCGCGCGAACGGCCGGCGUCGACAUCUUCUCGGUCGACUACAACCUGGCACCGUUCGCCCCCUCGCCUGUACAGCUGUACCAGGCCUUGUCGGCGUAUCUGCACCUGCUCAACGACUUUGGCUACUCUCCGGAUCAGAUCUACAUUGGCGGCGACAGUCACGGCUCGUGGAUGACGCUGCAGCUCGAGCGCUACCUUCGCUCGUACAAGCAUUUGCUGUUUGCCGAUCCCGACAACUUCAAGAUCCCCGGUCUGGUGCUGCUCUCGCCCUGGAUCGCACCGCAAGACCUGUCAUUCAAGAGCCGAGAGGCCAACGUGGGGACCGACAUCAUUGACCUCUCGUAUGAGAGCUGGGGAGUGGCGGCGCAGGGCCUGCACAAGCUUCCUUACCCCAUCACGGACCCGUGGAACACGCACUCGAACAAGACGCCAGCCGAAUUGGCUGCGAUGCCACCAUGCUUCAUUGCCAACGGAGGCGGCGAAACCCUGUUGGACGAAGGUCAGCACUUUGCCAACCUGCUGCGCAAGGCCAAGAACCUACCCACGUCGACUUCAAACCAGAGAGUCGUGCUGAGCCCUGGCGAGCUCAACUGCAAGGUGGUUCACCACGUCUACCCACACCAGGUGCACGACUACUUUACCGUCGACACCGAGAUCUCCAAGGCGGUCAAGGUGUACAAGCAGAUUGGCACGUGGAUCAAGUUCACGCGCACUCUGCUCUGA
Molecule: messenger RNA, 1494 nt
Organism: Kalmanozyma brasiliensis GHG001
Lineage: Eukaryota; Fungi; Basidiomycota; Ustilaginomycetes; Ustilaginales
Product: Alpha/beta hydrolase fold-3
Exons: 1
Coding region: 1-1494 (497 amino acids)
Molecular function (GO): hydrolase activity
Source: RefSeq, a predicted model, not a curated record